AGAAGAAGUGACGUAGCGUCUCUCCGCUGGUCCCAUUGGCUGUCCCAGCUCCCGCAGCCGUCCCGUCCUCACGGAAUCAGCGCGUCUGCGCUUCAAUCUUCAUCUUUUAGUUUUAUUCACACAUUUGAUCCGAUAAUAUUUAGAUUUAUAUUUCGGACGGAAAUAUUAUUAAUACCAUUUUAAUGUUCGCUUCAAAGGACAUCAGCUGAUCCCGUCACACCGAGAGGAAGAGGAGCGCCGCCGCCAGCUGAUCCCAGGACGGAGAGCGAGCACAUCCUGUCUGACAUGAACUCUGCCAUUAGCUUCACCUUAGCUCGAGUUUUUCUGCUGUAGAUCGAUACAGGAGCUGGUCUACAGGAGCUGGUCUACAAGAGCUGGUCUGCAGGAGCUGGUCUGCAGGAGCUGGUCUGCAGGAGCUGGUCUGCAGGGUGCCGGUCCUCAGGAAGGCCCGUCAGGUGGAGCUGCAGUGACUGACAGAGGGCUGCCCGGCUGCACGUCCACAUGGGGAACAGUGCACUGAAGUCUCACCUGGAAACCUCCCAGAAGACCGGGGUGUUCCAGCUGACAGCGAAGGGGCUGCAGGAGUUUCCAGAGGAGCUGCAGAGACUCACCGGAAACCUGCGGACGGUGGAUCUGUCGGGGAACAAGAUCGAGGUUCUUCCUGCCGCCAUCGGGAACUUCCUGCAGCUCAAGAGUCUGACGCUCAACUCCAACCGGCUCAGCUGCGUCCCUGCUGAGAUCUCCAGGCUGAAGAAGCUGGAGACUCUGAGUCUGAAUGGGAACCGGAUCCAGCAGCUGCCCCCCACUCUGGGCCAGCUCAAAGCCCUGCGGACCCUCAACCUGUCCGGGAACCAGAUCUCAGAGUUCCCCUCCGGACUGGGAACCCUGAGGCAUCUGGACCUGCUGGACCUGUCCCGCAACCAGAUCCACCUCGUCCCCGCAGAGGUUUCGGAGCUGCAGGCCAUCGAGAUCAACCUCAACCAGAACCAGAUCUCCGUGCUGUCGGCGGAGGUGUCUCGGUGUCCCCGUCUGAAGGUCCUCCGUCUGGAGGAGAACUGUCUGGAGCUGUCCUCCAUCCCUCAGUCCGUCCUGAAGGACUCCCAGGUGUCUCUGUUCUCUCUGGAGGGAAACCUGUUCGAGGUGAAGAAUCUCAGAGACCUGGAGGGAUACGACAAGGUCAGGACUACUUCCUGUCACGCAGCGAGACACCAUAUCAUAUUAAAUCCAGCGACAGUAACUAGAGUCUCUGGUGGUCUGUAAUGGUCUCUGGUGGUCUGUAAUGGUCUCUGUUGUUUCCUCCUCAGUACAUGGAGCGUUUCACGGCCACCAAGAAGAAGUUCGCCUGAAGACGCUCGACGGCGAGUCUGGACCCCAGAGCACCACCUGGAGGCGGGGUCAGCUGAGACUCCGCCCACCACCGUUGCUUCUUCUUCUUCUUCUGCUGCUAAAAACGGGCCUCACACAGCCGGGCCAGACCUCCUCGCGGCCCCCCCAGGCUGCCGGACCGCAGACUGAGACAGGCAGACGGCGUUAACACGAGAGAAGAAGAGAAGCGACACGUCUGAACGUUAUUCACAGAUUCUCCGAUCUUUAACUUUUACUGUUCGUCUCUUUCAAUGAUUCUUUAAGCCUCAGCGCGGCUGAUUCCCAGCAUGCAGUUCGCCGCCGCGGUUAAACGUCCGGAGCUCGUUUCCACCAGCAGGACGAAGAAAUGAAUCUCUGGCGGUUUUCAGUCUCUGGGAUUUGGACAAAAAUCAAGAAGUGGCAGAUUAAUCGAUAUGAAAAUGAUUAUUAGAAGUAAAAAUACUCAAAUUCAAAAUGAAGUAAGUGAAAAUCUGACUUGGUGUUUGAUAAUAGUUCUGUUUUGCAGUAAUCGGUAAAUAUUGCGAUAUCGAUCCGUUUUCUGGGAGAUCGGUUGAGAAAUGAUUGGUGGAUCAUUAUUGAACCUGACGGGCGCGAUGAGCAGAUUCAGUCUUUCAGAUAAUCGAUAGCAGCUGUCGUCGUUUCUCAGCCAGCGAGCGAUUCUCUUCCAGACGAAUGGACGGAGCUCCUGCGUGAGAUGAAACGCGAGAUCUGGUGGAAAUGAGUUUCUGGAUCCGAACCCUUCGCGGGGAAACGUCCGAUUUGAGCCGCAGUCAAAGUGAAGUCAUCGACCGGCCGCAGACUGCGGGAGUCGGAGAGUCGGAGAGUCGGUUUGUGCUUCUCGUCUUUAAACGCAGCGAACGAUGAACAGAGUUUGGUCCGGAGCAGAGCUCUGAUGAUUGUACUUCCUGUCCCGUUUAACGAGCACCGACUGCAGUUCAGACUGUUCGCUCUCACCUCCUGCUCGAAAGAAAUCAGCUGUUUGUGUUUUUGUCCCUUUUGCACUUAUUUUAACAAACUAAACAAACUGAAAGCUGAAACUGACGGAUUCUGCAGAUACGCAAGUUAUUAGCAGCAGCAGCAUUCAGUCUUUCAUUUCUCUUGUAUUUAUUAUCUGUUGCUGAGUGUUGGUAGUUUCAUCUGCAGCAAUAAAUGUUUUAAAAACUGA
This is a messenger RNA of Siniperca chuatsi (mandarin fish), 2530 nucleotides long. It is a transcript of the gene lrrc57, whose product is annotated as leucine rich repeat containing 57. Lineage: Eukaryota; Metazoa; Chordata; Actinopteri; Centrarchiformes; Sinipercidae. The coding region runs from base 502 to 1260 and encodes 252 amino acids. Gene Ontology annotation, molecular function: protein binding. The record is from RefSeq and is a predicted model, not a curated record. The transcript has 6 exons.